Nothoprocta perdicaria is the source of this 1476-nucleotide messenger RNA. RefSeq names its product fascin actin-bundling protein 2, retinal (gene FSCN2). Gene Ontology annotation, cellular component: actin cytoskeleton; cytoplasm. Gene Ontology annotation, molecular function: protein-macromolecule adaptor activity; actin filament binding. The record is from RefSeq and is a predicted model, not a curated record. NCBI's taxonomy places the organism in Eukaryota, Metazoa, Chordata, Aves, Tinamiformes, Tinamidae. Bases 1 to 1476 code for a protein of 491 amino acids. The transcript has 5 exons. Gene Ontology annotation, biological process: cell migration; establishment or maintenance of cell polarity; actin filament bundle assembly.
AUGCCCACGAAUGGCAUCCACCAGGUGCUCAAGAUCCAGUUCGGGCUCAUCAACUGCGAGAGCCGCUACCUGACGGCCGAGGCCUUCGGCUACAAGGUGAACGCGUCGGCCGCCAGCCUCAAGCGCAAGCAGAUCUGGACGCUGGAGCAGGACGAGGCCGACGGCUCCGUGGUCUUCCUCAAGAGCCACCUGGGCCGCUACCUGGGCGCGGACCAGGACGGGCAGGUGCGCUGCGAGGCGGAGCGGCCGGGCCGCGAUGAGCGCUUCCGCGUCAUCACGCAGUCGGACGGGCGCUGGGCGCUGCAGUCAGCGCCGCACCGGCGCUUCUUCGGCGGCCGCCAGGACCAGCUCUCGUGCUUCGCGCCCAGCGUCACCGAGGGCGAGCUGUGGAGCGUGCACCUCGCCAUGCACCCGCAGGCCAACCUGCUGAGCGUGAGCCGCCGCCGCUACGCGCACCUCAGCGCGCACGAGGACGAGCUGGCCGCCGACAGCAACCUGCCCUGGGGCGUCGAGGCGCUCAUCACGCUCUGCUUCCAGGACAAGAAGUACUGCCUGCGCACGGCCGACGAGCGCUACCUGCGCUGCGACGGCGCCCUCGUGCCCGAGCCCGGCGCCCGCACCGCCUACACGCUCGAGUUCAAGGCGGGCAAGCUGGCCUUCAAGGACUGCGAUGGCAAGUACCUGGCGCCCACGGGGCCCACGGGCACCCUCAAGUCCGGGCGCAGCUCCAAGCCGGGCAAGGACGAGCUCUUCGACCUGGAGGAGAGCCACCCCCAGGUGGUGUUCACGGCCGCCAACGGCAGAUACGUCUCCAUCCGGCAAGGCGUCAACGUCUCUGCGAACCAGGACGAGGAGCUGAACCACGAGACCUUCCAGCUCCAGAUCGACGGCGACACCAACAAGUGCAGCCUGCACACCAACGCGGGCAGCUACUGGACCCUGGUGGCCCACGGGGGCAUCCAGGCCGUGGCCACCGAGGCCGCCGCCAACACCAUGUUCGAGAUCGAGUGGCGCGGGCGGCGCGUGGCCCUGCGCGCCAGCAACGGCAAGUACGUGUGCACCAAGAAGAACGGGCAGCUGGCGGCCGUGAGCGACGCCGUGGGGGACGACGAGGAGUUCACGCUGAAGCUCAUCAACCGGCCCAUGCUGGUGCUGCGCGGCGAGCACGGCUUCGUGUGCCACCACCGCGGCUCCAACCUGCUCGACUCCAACCGCUCCGUCUACGACGUCUUCCGCAUCGUCUUCAGCGACGGCGCCUACCAGAUCCGAGGCCAAGGGGGCAAGUUCUGGUACGUGGCGAGCAGCGGCGCGGUGUGCAGCGACGGCGACCUCUCCGAGGAUUUCUUCUUCGAGUUCCGGGAGCGCGGGCGCGUGGCCAUCAAAGGGAAGAACGGGCGCUACCUGCGCGGGGACGCGGCGGGGACGCUGCGUGCCGACGGCGAGGCCGUGCUGCGCGCCACGCUCUGGGAGUACUGA